Molecule: messenger RNA, 354 nt
Organism: Ambispora gerdemannii
Lineage: Eukaryota; Fungi; Glomeromycota; Glomeromycetes; Archaeosporales; Ambisporaceae
Source: the annotation of a GenBank genome assembly
GUUAUUUUUGCCAAGCGAGAACAUCUAACGGGGCAAAUGAGAACAGUAUCUAAAAUAGGAGUUUUGUCUUCGGAUACAGUUUUGGAUGAUGAAGGAUUAUGUCGAUUUAAAGAAGGCUUAGGUCCUUGGAGUUCACAUGAGCGGAACUGGAUGCGACUUGUGCUUAUUCGACGAAACCAAUUUAUCAUAUUGUUAUAUGAACACACUCGAAAUACAAAACCCGAUAAUCAUCAAACCUAUGAAACGAAAUUAGAUCCAACAGACCACGACAAAGCAAGAAGUUUUUCGUUACCUAUCACUGAUCGUUCAUUGUACAAUCUUCCUACACCCACGAUUGCGAUCAAAGGCAUAUAG